Molecule: messenger RNA, 4456 nt
Organism: Melanotaenia boesemani (Boeseman's rainbowfish)
Lineage: Eukaryota; Metazoa; Chordata; Actinopteri; Atheriniformes; Melanotaeniidae
Gene: adam8a
Product: ADAM metallopeptidase domain 8a
Exons: 25
Coding region: 41-2764 (907 amino acids)
Biological process (GO): regulation of cell-cell adhesion; proteolysis; positive regulation of cellular extravasation
Molecular function (GO): cell adhesion molecule binding; metalloendopeptidase activity
Source: RefSeq, a predicted model, not a curated record
UUCGGUAUCAGAUGGUCAUUUACAGGAUAUUACACAGCAGAUGGGCGGAGAGAUGAAGAUAGGUCUCUCAGACUUUCAGCACACAAUGACUGAGUCCGUCCGACAGAGCAACAUGUUACAUUCUGGAUAUUUUAUAUGGAUUUUAUUCUCCUCGUGGGGAAUAAUUGCGGCCACUGUGAAGACGCUUCCUCAUGUGAUAAAAUACCAAACAUUGAUACCUCAGAGGCUGAAUACGUCUCUUAUCAGUGAUGCUGCGACACAUGAGAAAUACCCAUAUGCACUUGAUUAUUCUAUGAGCAUUGCAGGGAGAAAUUACACUCUUCAUCUGGAGAAGAACAAAAAUCUUGUUGGAAAAAACUUUACUGUUACCCACUAUUCUGAUGAGGGCUCCCAAGUUUCAACUGCUCCAGAUCUUGGGGUUCACUGUUACUACCAUGGACACAUUGUUGGAGUGGAGGACUCCUCUGCCAGCAUUGGAUUGUGCACAGGAAUGAAGGGGUUUGUAACCCUUCAAGAUCAGAUGUACCUCAUUGAACCUCUGAAUGAUGAUGAGUCAGGACAGCAAGAUGGCAGAACAAACUCUGAAGCUUUCAGUGUUGAGGGUCCUCAUGCCGUUUACAACUACAGACACCUGAGGAGGAAGCGGAGCUCCUGUUCCCAUGGAAACACAACCACUUUCUAUGAUCAUGGAGCUCGUUCGUCUGGACUGUUCCACUUCAGCAGUCUGAAAAGCAGAUCCCAGAUCAAAAGCCAAUCAGGAAAACCCAGGACGGUGGAGUUGGUUGUGGUGGUGGACAACACAGAGUAUAAGAAGUUUGGCAGUAAGAAGAAAGUAGAGGCCAGAGUGCUUGAAGUAGCCAACCACGUGGACAAGCUGUAUCGCCCUGUGGGUAUUCGUGUGAUGCUCGUAGGUCUGGAUAUCUGGUCAUACCAAGAUCAGAUAAAGGUCAGCACUAACCCUGAAAGCACCCUGGUUCACUUCCUUGAGUGGCGUCAGCAGUACCUGGUGCCAAGGACCAAACACGACAAUGCACAGUUCAUUACGGGUGUGGAUUUUGACGGCUCCACUGUUGGCUUAGCCAACACCAAUGCAAUGUGCACUUCUAAGUCUGGAGCUGUCAAUGAGGACCAUAACAAUAACCCAAUAGGAGUGGCCUCCACUAUUGCCCAUGAGAUGGGUCACAACCUGGGCUUGUCUCAUGAUACUGAAAACUGUGUCUGUGGUUCGUUUACAUCAAAGAAAGCCUGUAUCAUGGCUGAUAGUAUUGGUAUUGUGUAUCCUGAACUGUUCAGCAGCUGCAGCCAGCUACAGCUCAGCAAGUUUUUGGAAGAGAUCAACCCUGCCUGUUUGCUAGAUGCUCAUUCCCCCACUGAUCGCAUCUAUGGGGGACCAGUGUGUGGAAAUGCCUUUUUAGAGCCCGGAGAGGAAUGUGACUGUGGCACUGUGGAGGAGUGCAAGAAUCCCUGUUGCAAUGCCACCACCUGCAAACUGAGUCCUGGAGCCCAGUGUGCAGACGGAGAGUGCUGCCAAAGCUGCCAACUGAAACCGACAGGCAGCAUCUGCAGACCAAAGGCAGGAGACUGCGAUCUGGUAGAAUAUUGUACUGGCUUCUCUGCAGCCUGUCCAACUGAUGCCUUCACCCAAAACGGCCUUCCAUGCAACCGAGGAAAAGGAUACUGCUAUAAUGGGCAGUGCCCAUCAAGGCAAGAUCACUGCAAGAGACUUUGGGGACCAGAUGCUGAUGUAGCACCAGAUGUUUGUUUCAAUCAGCACGGGGGCUGCAGAAAAACACUAGGAGGCCAGAGAUGCUCCAGCCGAGAUCAAUCCUGUGGAACACUCUUCUGUUCCGGAGGAUGGGAGUUUCCACUGACAUCCAGGAAGUCCUUUUACAAAUUAGGAAAUGGAGUAAUAUGCAAUGAGGCAAAAAUGAACCCUGAAGACAACUUCCCAGCUGACCUGGCCAUGGUGCCAGCUGGCACCAAGUGUGGCAACAAUAUGGUAUGCCGCAAUCAACGAUGCGAAGACAUCAAAAACAUAAAAGCAUACGGAACAAAUGACUGUUCAUCCAAAUGCAGCAACCAUGGGGUAUGCAAUCAUGAGAGUAAGUGUCACUGUGAUCCUGGCUGGGCUCCGCCUUUCUGUGACGUGCAGCAGUCAGAGAUUACUGAAGAGUCCAGCCUGGUUGUGUAUGUUGUAUCACUGGGGGUUUGCUUACCUCUGCUCUUGGUCCUGGUUAUUGGGAGUCUGAUGUGUUGUAUCAGAAAAAGGCAACCUACGAAGAGAUGCCUUCCAGCUACGUCGGGACAAUCAAACCCACUGUUUAGGUCUAGCAGUCCACGAGGCAGUCCUCAGCUCAGAUCCCCACACAUCAGCCAGCCUACAUUUUUGGAGUCAUCAGCCACUCAAGCCUGUAAACCUCUCUCCUCUGCUACUAACAAACCACAGACUGGAGCACUGAAGCCAUGCAGAUCAGCUCCAGAGCCACCCAAGAAAGUACUAGCUGUAGAUCAGUCAUCAAAGAUUCCCCAGGUUGCAUGUCCAUUAAUGCAGCCAUCAGCUGUGUCAAGGCUACCAGUUUAUCCUGAGAAAAGGCCGCUUCCUCCAUCAAGACCUCUUCCACCCCUUACAACAAAACCAAUCAUGAAGCCAAAAACUCCAAUGCUUCCAGUGAAGCCAAAGCCCUCUGCAGCCCCAUCCUCACUGCCACACACUCAGCUGCUUGGAGGAAAAUCUGCCCUGAUGCCCCCCUGUAGGCCAAGAUGACAGAGGAAAUAAUUUACCCUGGAGUACACACUGAGAUCCUCUGGCGAAUGAUCAUUUUUUUAUUGCACCUUGAAGGAGCAAGAAGAUCUUCUGAAGAUAAUUGUCUGUUUUAAAGUGGAAACAAGAUCCACAGAAGGGUCAGCAACAUUAACAGACAGCGCUUUUCCAUUAAUUAUAGUAUCCCUGUGGAUUACCAUUGUCUGUGUCCUGCUCCUGCCAGCCUUCAUUAUAUUGAUACGAACCUGAAAACAUGUUCAGCAGACUCGGUCUGAGUGCUUUAUCAAUGACAAAUUGCUGCCAUAAUUGUUUUUAAUGUAGUUUUAAGGGAAAUGUUUUGAUGCGCUGAUCCUGGGAUUUGUGAACUUAAUGAAUCAGCCACCUUAUCAAUGUUUUUGUUUACAUGUACAUCAACAUCCUGGCUAUGACUGGGUUUUUUAUUUUUAUUUUUUUGAAGUAUACUAGUUACGUAUUGCUCAUCUUAUUCUGCACUCAGGAACCUGGACAUGCUACUUGGAAUACUCUGAGAGAAACCAGGAUACUGCAGCAAAUAACAACCUAUCCAGGUUUCUGAACAUGCCCUGCUGGUCAAGAUCAUAAUGGCCAAGAUGAUAAGAAAAUUAAAUAGAACUGUAUACGCACAUAAUCAGAAACCUGGAUAUUUACAUGGUCGUGUAUACGGGGAACUUAAUAACAAGAUUCUCAUGGUCAAUGUAAGCACUACUUCUCUAGAAUUAUCAAAACCUGGAUGAGAAGAUAUUGAUUGUGUUAAAAUAGUCAAUGGUGCAACUGUUUGAAGUGCUACUGUUUUCUCAUGAUUUUGUUACUGGAUAUUUUAAAAUCUUGCCCUGGACAGCACUGGACAGAUUGUAAUACUUCCUUAUCCUUAUGCACAAAUAUGUAAGUAUCUUUAAUGUUCUACUGAGGACCAGAAUUCCCAAACUGAAAGAGACAUACAACAGCCACAAAUUAUUGCAGAUACUAAUGUCGUUCUCAAACAUGUUUUGCAUAAUGUUAUAUUUAAGUUAGAUCUGUUUUUGUUUUCCUUUUUUUUUAUCCAAUUUUACAUAAAUGAGUUUAGUCUUUUUAUUUAUCUAUUUGUGGUUAUUUUGAGUCCCAAAAUUCUGUUUUGUGCCAUUGUUUGUUCUGUAUUGCAUUUAUUUGUCCAUUGUAUAGUCAUUUUGCAUAAAUUUGUAGCCAGUUUUUGUCUCUUCGUGGUUAUGGUACUUUUUAUAAGGUUGUUUUAAGUCUAAUAGCAGUAGUUGUCUUUCGGUAAUUAUUUUAGUUGGUGAUAUAUGUGCUUUAUGUUUUUUUUUUUUUUUUAUUGUUAAUUUUGUGUCUCAAUCUCUUCCAGGGAAAUAUUUCACAACUAUGUCAGGGUUACAAUGUUUUUUGGGUCCCUAUGCCAUUUAGUACUCAUCUGUCCAUGGCACUGGAAUGGGCACUUUAUUAUUUAAUUUAACUGUAUUGUUUUAUUAUUUUUUUAAAUAGACGUAUUUUAAAAGUUUUUUUUCCCCUCUUAGCUAUGAUUGCUUGACUUUGUGCAUCUAAAUUAUUAUCUGACAUUUUGAUUGUAAUUCUUAAAGAGAUUAUAUCUUUAUUUCUUAAUGAGAGGAUACUGGUUUGAUUUAUGCAGAUUUUUUUUCCCUCUGGUUUUCUUUUGAAGUUUAAAGUCCACUUUACAAUAAAUAUUAA